UCAGUCUGUGUAGAUUUGGAUUUCACAAGCAGGUGUGUUGUGGGAGGAGUGGCCUGUGCAAAGAGAUCUGGAGUCAGCGGUGAAACUCUAGUUCAUCAGCAGAAGCUCUGAAAGGUUGUAUCCGUUUGAUUGGAGUUGUAAUCUUUAAAAAUGAGCAGGCCGGACAUGUUGCAGCUGCUGCGAGUUGCUCUUCUGUUGGUCUACCUUCUCCUCCCCUCGCUGCUCUGUGACAACCUGCUCUGCUACUACAGCCCCAUCCUGCACAAGGAGGUUAAGUUCGACCUCAUUGUGACGGAAUGCCCUCCCGACGAGCUGUGCUUCAAAGCAGACGGUCGCUACGGGAACCACAGCGCCCUGUCGGCCAGAGGCUGCAUGCCAAAGAAGAAGUGCGGCCUGGUGAAGAGCCUCCGCCUCAGAGGGACCGUCUACACCAUGACCUUCAACUGCUGCGAUUCGCCGUACUGUAACUCCUGCGCGGACCUCAACGCCAAAUCCCUCCUCAUCGCUGUAACACUUGUGACUGUAGCUGUGAUGACUGGCAGCUUGUGACUCAAGACUCCUGCUGCGCCACGUUAUGAGCAUCUUUAGGGGUUCAUGUCAAGGGGGGAAGGGUUGGGUCAACACCGAGUGAGCAGUGCUCUGCAUGGAGUAAUGCAGAGAUCCUGCAAACGUGUGUGUGCGUGUGCGUGUGUGGUGAAUGCCCAGUCUGAAGACACUGAGGUGUGUACCCAGGUGAUGGCAGAGGCUUCAACAUGAUGUAUUUACAUUUUUAAAAGAUAUUUAGUAACAAAAACCUGUUAGGUUUUUAAUGUGUACAAAUAAAAAUCUGAAUAAGAAACUA
Messenger RNA from Acanthopagrus latus (yellowfin seabream), 841 nucleotides. Its product is annotated as protein Bouncer-like. The coding region runs from base 151 to 549 and encodes 132 amino acids. Lineage: Eukaryota; Metazoa; Chordata; Actinopteri; Spariformes; Sparidae. The record is from RefSeq and is a predicted model, not a curated record. The transcript has 2 exons.